Messenger RNA from Daphnia pulex (common water flea), 11772 nucleotides. RefSeq lists its product as uncharacterized. The transcript has 32 exons. Lineage: Eukaryota; Metazoa; Arthropoda; Branchiopoda; Diplostraca; Daphniidae. Gene Ontology annotation, molecular function: protein binding. The record is from RefSeq and is a predicted model, not a curated record. Gene Ontology annotation, cellular component: plasma membrane; nucleus. Gene Ontology annotation, biological process: signal transduction. The coding region runs from base 2206 to 10362 and encodes 2718 amino acids.
AAGAAAAAAAACUGUGAUAGACCCAGUCUCCGGAUGGCCUCUCUUUUUCUUCUUCUUCUCCGGAUCCUCUACCCCAAAAAAAAAAUGUUUAGCCCUUGGGCCAUCCGCCACACCAUCUUCCCCCGACCACCACUAGCACCAUUUCUUUAUAUAUUUCUACGUAGCUUAUAUAGGAUAGUAGAUAUAUAUAGGUAUGGAAGACACACCUAACCCAUAAGGGUGGGGAAGAGAGAAGUGGGAGGGACCUGCGAGCGCGACUUCUCUUCUCUUUUCCACCAGAAGAAGAAGCAGAGGACAUACAAUAAGAAGAAUGGAAAUGGGAGAGAGUAGGUAGGGGAAAAGGUACCACCACCACCACUAGCGCCUAUCAGACCCAGCAACCAGUGGGGGGGUUUCUAACUCUUGUCUAUGAGGAAAACGUCAGUCUUCUCAAACGCGGAGAACAGGGUGGACACACAAACUCGACGACACGAGUGCGAGUUUUUCUUCCAGGUUUUUAAAAACUAUAAUACCAACAAAGUGGCUGGCCGUUGCUGUUGCUGCUCCGGAGGACAUCAAAAAGUGAACAUCUCUUGUGUCAAUAUUACACGCACCUGUUGUGACUGUUGAACGUGUGGCCGCGUGAUAAUUCGUCAACGAUCCGUGUCCAUAUCCGUCGACUUUGUGUGACGAAUCGAAAAUUGAAUCGAAAAACAUUUUAUUGAUUGAUCGGUCCAAUAAGGGAUCGGCCCUUGGAAUUUGAAUUUUUAUUUUUUUGAGGGGCAUCGCUGAUUGCGGUUUGUUUCACGGGCAGUUGAGUUUUUUUUUCAUGGGAUUGGACGUCGUAAAAAUAUUAUAGCAACUACAUAGACAAGAAGAAGAAGAAGAAAAGAGGCGUGCCAACUGCUGCCCAGUUUUGUUGUUCCACUCACCUGUUGUGUGCGAAAUCUUUUCUCCCUAACGCGAACUGAUAUAGCGCGCGCCGAAUAAGUGUUGUUGUUUUUACGAGAAGCCAUCAAACAAGCCAAAAGCCAUCGACCACUUGGGCUCUUUUUGCCCAUCGACUCGAUCGCAGGAAGCCCCUCAAGUCAUCAACGGUUUUCUCAAAAAGUUAUUAUUUUUUUCCCUUUCGGUCGCUGCUGCUGCUGGGGCUGAUGCUUUGAUUGCUCGUCUUGCGGUGGUGUCUAUCGGACAACCGAGUGUUUUUCUCUCUCUCUCUCCAACAAGCCAAAUUGUUGUGGAAGGUCUCUCUGUCUAUCCCUUGGGUUGGCAGCAGCGCCGAAGAGUUGAAAAGGAAACACACAAAAAGCCCCCGGAGCCGUUCUCUCUCUCUCUCGCUCGGAACUCUGUUUCCAUCCAUCGUUGCAGCAGACGAUUUUGAAACACGCGCGGGUACGGUCCGACGAGUUUGGUGGUCGCCACCGUGUCACGUCACGACUCUGUGCGCUUCUCUCUAUUCCCUUAUUCGUUCGUGAUAGUGCAUCAUCAACAAGCAUCGCCUCCCCAAUUGUCUGGCUGGCAACCCCUUCGUCGACCUAUCGUCAACUGUAAUCAUCUCGAAGAAAAAUAACUUUGAUUUUUGUUUCGUUUAACGGUGAGCUUUUGACUGGGUCCCACCGGACGAUCGAGAUUUGGAUGAAGAAAGAAAGAAACAAAAGACUCUUGCUGCUGCUGCUACUACUCCUAUAAAGAUUGAGAGAGUUAACCGGUCCCUCUUCGGAGAAAUCUCUCUCUCGACCUUAUCUUCAUUGUGGAGGGGCGGUGGUGGUGCGGGGGGGAUUUUAUAUACAUCGAAUCGGAAUUCCACUCGACCCGUGUGUGUGUCUUUGUGUAUCGGAACUCUUAUAUACGAAAAAAACAAGAUACAUAUAGCCCUUAGAGCACUGUACCUUUUGUUACCUACAGCGAGGCCGUAUGCUAAUGCUCUCGGCUCCUUCAUCCGUUGCUCAUCCACCGCGCUCAACUACUAGCAGCUCCUGCCCGUUUUGAAUAAUAACACGCGCUCCAACCCUCUCUCCCGGUAUACCCGGAGUGGAAGAAGUCAUAAACAGGAAAGAAGAAGAAGAAGAAGAAGAAAAAGGGGGAAAAAAAGAAGAAGAUUUACACCCAAAAAAUAAGCAGGCGCUCCGCUACCACCGAGAAAGAAGAAGAAGAAGAUCGUCUGGAAUUCCAUUCUGGAAGCUUUGGAUUGCCCUACACGAGCAUGUGUAUUGAGGCCCCGUCGCCAUGCUGAAAUGGGCAAAGGGCUCGAAAAACGGCGGCCACAACAGUUCAACAGGCCAUCACUCGGGUUCGUCGGCGGCUCGUGUUAGCCUGGCCGACCUGCGACGCGCCUCCGCCAAAUUGCUGAGGAGGAAAGACUCGAGUUCCACCACCAAAUCCAAAAACAGUCCGACGACGUCCAGCGCCGCAACGACUAUUAGCGGAUCACCUCCGCACGACAUCAAAACGGGAGCCACGACGUCAUCAGAUGGGGGUGGCUCGCCGCCACCUCCUUUGGUGCCUCCACGCGGAUCCAGCGCCGCUUCCUGUCACGGCAUCCCCUCCUACGGCCAUUCCGGCGGAUCUGUGAUCAGUGCAGCGACGACUCCUUGUUCCGUCAGGUCUGCCAGUCACAAGGCCGGCGUCAUCAAACAGGCGACCGUCAGGAGAAUGUCCACCUUGCGUCAAGCCCGGUCCGUCUCUCCCGUCAAAGACAGGGGCCAGCAAAGGCGGCCGGAUUCGUCGUCGUCGUGCACGACCAACUCGUCGUGUUCUUCAUCGAUAACCAGUCGACGAGCGAGACGGAAACCGGCGGCCGUCGUCGACGACAACGGUAGCAGCCUCUACAUGCAGCUGGACAAGAUUCCCGUCGCUGUCCAACAGACGGCCGGUUCAUCCAGCUCCGCUUACAUGUCGGCCGCAGCGGCCAAUCUCAAGAGGAAAGCCCUGGAGGACAUUAGUAACCAGGCGUAUCGAAAUAUCAUUCACAGUCUACAGGACGAAUUGGCCCAAAUGUCGGACGCUGAAGCCGAAGCCGAAGCGGCCCGGUCCACAUCCGCCGAUGAAACGCGGACAUUGGCUGAAGCCACUCUCCUUCCCAUGAACCGAAUGGAAAUCACUCGGAGUUCCACCGUCCGUGCGCCCAAGGAAUGUGACAACGUCGAUCCUGUCCUGAAGCUACAAGUGUCUCCUUGUCCAUCCAUCAAGUACCAACAUCAACGAAGCACUUCACAGCCGAUGCCGUUGAAGAAGCUGGAUGGAGUGGUGGCCUCUUUUACCAAUCAGCCGCCGGCGUCGAGUGACUUGCACCGCCCGCGACCCGUCCGUCACCCGCCGUCACCAACAACAGCCAACGAGUCGGGCGACAAUUUGAUGGAUCUGUCGAGCUUAGCUCUGGCGUGUAGCCGGAACGGCCUUCCAUCAACUCCGACGCCGUCCUCGGCUUGUCAUCCGUUCAAUGGGACGUCGUCGCCACUCAAGAAAUCAGCGCCCUGCGGCCCCCACAGCUCUACCGGUCAGCACCUGCAUCAAUACGGGCCGGCCCGUUCGCUCGUCAGUCACGGGCUGUCCAUUGGGACGAGUAGCGCGGCGGAUUCGUCCAGAUGCCAAGACUCGUCCAGCCAGAACCAGAAGAAAAGCCGGCCAAAUAAGCAAGUGACAUUCCAAACGGAAGCCAGACUUAUUGGCAACGAAUCUAUCACUCUGCCGGUCGUCUUCGAAUCGGACCGGGAAGACGGAGGUCAAACGGACGGGAUCAAAGAGCCGCAACCGUUGGAGAUGCCCGGCUUUGUCAACAUCCCCUGCAGUCGCAGAGGAUUCUGCCUGGAAUUGGAUUCGGCCAACGAUCUGCCGGAGGUGGGCAAACUCAACGAAUCCUGCGGCUCCAGCAGCGAGCAGACAACGACGGACGAGGUGGAUCAUCAUCACGUGGUGAAACGCGUCAUGUCGCCGGACGGCGGCUACGAUUGGCAGCCGUCCUACGUCAAUUUGGAGGACACGGAAAUCGCUCCCGUCCUGUUGGCGUCGUCACGACCGGCCGACGAUUCCAGCGAUUUCUGGAAGCCCAGAUCCGUGGCUUCCGGUGGGCGACAGCAGCAGCAACAACAACUGGGAGAGCCACUUCAGCCCGUGUACGACGCGCCAAACAACAACAACAACAAAACCAUCGACGUGGAUAAUCCACUGCUGUUGGAAUUCCCUGGUUUCCGUUACGCCAUGAUGCAGCUACCUGGCAAUAACGCACUGAUGGAACGUCGCUCCAUUUCCAACGGCAGUUCCGGCAGCGACACGCAGGAUUCCGGUGUGGCGGAAAUGGCUCAAGCGCUUUCCCUGAGCCGGGCGGCCAGUGCUAGUCCGCAAUUGGCGGCCAGUCGGCAAAGCUUGGCCGAGGAUAUGUUGUUGCCCGUCCAACCUUUUGUGUACAACACGCUACCGCGGACGGAUAACAAGCGGAGCCUCUACUACAAUUGCUGGUCGAAUCAGUCACAGCAACAACAACAACAACAGCAGCAGCAACAACAACAGUCGAUGCCACUGCCCUCUGGUCCUUCCAGCGUGUACUCGACGACAGAUCCACACUUUCUCUCGGCCCUGGCCUCACCUUUCUUCAGCAGGCGAAUGCCGGAAGAGAAAACUCCGACCUCUAACUCUUCGUCGUCCACUUUGAUGGCCAAUGUGGAUCAGCAGGACUCGUCCUGGUCGUCCGAUCACUUGUACUGCAACAUGGCGUCGGUGGAUCCAUUGCCGAGUCUUCCGCCGAGAAUCUCCCGCCGUUGCCAUUCGCUGCUGGCCCUGGCGUCGACCAAAACUGCGGCGACAACCGCGACGGGUGAGGCGGAGGACGCCGACUACGAAAACCUCAACAUGCCGUCGCAACCGGGCCAGCCGGUCAUGGCGUUCAAAGCCAGGCUCAACGUAUCGCACAGCCGGAGUCGCAGUCUACGGCAUUCCGGCGAUUUUACCAGCCCGUUCGGCUGGAUGAUCCCGCCGUUCCAGCAGUCUAAAACCAAAGAGCAGGAAAAGCGAAACGAAUUGAUUGAAGAAAUGGAUACCAAAGUCAUUGACGAGAAAGAAGAAAUUUACAAACGAGCCUCUUCUCGUCCAAUCUCGUCCAGGAGGCAACAACUGUUGCACGAAAGAGCUCACCGGUUGGAGCUGAUGCUCAACGACGCCUCGGUCAACGAUUGCUCGGAGCUGUACGAGCCAUCCGACUGGUCAAUGGAGGCCAUGCUGUCCGACACCGUCCGCGACAUGGACAACCUCUCUUUCAUGGACGGGCCGCAACAACCAAACAGCCGCAGUCACUGCCAGCAUUGUUGUUGCACAUCUGUCCGCCGCCCGCUUCCGCCACCAAUGACCCAGUGUCGAUGUCAAAUGGCCUAUUCCAACCCUUCGCCUUCUUCAACAUCGUCGAGUGGAUCUUCCGGCGGAUCGUGCCAGUGCAGCCGCAAGAAAAAAUCGGGCGGAGCUACGUACAAACGGGAGUCGAUUAUUCCGAUUCGGGAAAACGCUGCCACUCAGACGGACUUGCAGAACGCCUCGGCGGCUUCGUUGAGAUUAGCCAGCCGGGCGACGGCCGCCGAGAAUCCGCUCUACAUGGCCUACAGCGAUUUGACUAAAAUCAACUGCGACGACUUGGAUCGUUCGGCUAAAAACGCGGCGACGAAUAAUGCGACGUCCGGCACCCAAAUCGGCGACGAUUACGCGUCCGACAGUUGUGAAACUUGGAAUUCGCACAAGGCCCUUUACGCCCGCUUGCAGGCGGCCAAACAGAGUCGCGAAGUGACGACCCUGAUGGAGACGACACCGGUGAAAAAACGCAACCACAACAACAAGGGCCGUCACCACCACCACCACCACAAUAGCAAGCCGCUUUCGACGCCCUCCGGUAGCCGAAUAUGGCGUCACGAUGGGCAGAGCGUCUCGACGCCUCAGAAGAAUCGACGGGACGGCGGCAGAAGGCGCCAUCAUCGCAGAAGAGGCUACUCCACCGUCAACACGACGGCCAAUUCCAGCAGCAAAAUGGACCAGACGGCCCUGAGUACCCGCAGCACAUACAGCACCAAGAGCUCAAACACCGUAAGGCGUCGCAAGAGCUCACGAAGACCUAAAGCUGCCGACGUUUUGCACGGAAAAGGACAGCUGCAAUUGGCGAUUUACCUCAAUUCCGGUCUACUGACCAUUCACGUUCAAUCGGCUCGCUACCUGAAAUCCAACAGCGGUAGACCUUGCAAUUCGUACGUCAAAGUGUCGCUGAUUCCGGAUAGUCCCGAGCAAACAUUUUGUCGGACCACGCUAGUCAAGAAUGACAACAAUCCUUGGUACGACCAGAAGUUCUCGUUCGAAUUCCUCUCGGCUGACCUUUACAAGCGGCUCUUCAUCUCCGUUUGGGAUCGCGAUGCAAAAAAGAAUCGGAGCGAUUUCAGGGGCUGCAUGUCUUUCAGCGUCAGUCACGUCAUACGUAAAGACGCGAGCGGGUGGUACAGACUGUUGAACGGGAACGUUGGGCGCCAGCGUCACUUUGCCGUGAAAAAGCAAAUUGAUUUGAACAAUUCGACCAUCGUACCGACUGAUCCCGACAUGGAGGAGGAUCUGGUCGUCGUGGACGACAGUGAUUUGGACAGUAGAGUCGUAGAGGAACAGGAUCGGAUCAGACGAGGACCUAGUCCGUCGCCGUCUUCGAUCGGGUCGAAGAUGACAGGAUCGGACACCCGUCACACUCCCCCACGCUGUCCGACUUUGGAGAUGGAACCGAAAGGCAAAACGCCGUAUACGACCACCGUCAACCUCAAACGAGGCCCUAAAGGAUACGGUUUCUCCGUCACGUGGACACAUCCGCCGAGGAUCGAGCGAGUUGAACCCGGAUUAGCCGCCGACUUGGCUGGCAUGCGCGUCGCCGACUACAUCGUCUUCGUCGGCAGCCACAACGUUGUUAAAAUGGAUGAAGAGCAAGUCCUUCAAUUAAUUCAAUCGGCCGGCGACACGCUGACAUUGGAGAUUUAUCGGAAGAGCGGCCAGAAACCGUCAGGAGGCGGAAGCGUCACUUCCGACCAGCUGACCGCUGCAGAGUUGCAUUCAGGCAGCAUCCAGCAGAGACAACUCAAAAGCCCGCUGCGCGAGUCCCCACACGAAGAAAUGGCGGCCUCGUCUUCGGACCUUCAGGAGAUUCACCGCGUCAAGCACGGACUGGUCAAUGCCGAGACAGCCAUGACCCUAGCAGUGCAUCGGCUCUUGAAUUCGAUUCAUCGUAUGACUUCGUCUAGCCAAUCAACCGACAAAGCCGCCAAGGCUGUAUUCUAUCUAUCCAUGUUGGAGAAAACGGGAGAGGAGCACAUCGACUAUAUGAUCAUGGCCAACCAGCUGCGCUCAUUCAACAUCCAUACCACGCCUUUGAUGAUUGCCUCCGAGCUGCACAAGUUGAAGAAGCUCCUAGAUCGCGUCAUUGAACAUUUGCCUUCAGUCGUCACUCUCUCUCAGGGAUCGUCCGAUCGUGAUGUUCUCAGUGACCAAUACCACGCCAUUUUCACGGCUUUGAAAGAGAUGUUCGUCUUUCUGAGAACGUUGAAUCAACUGAUGAAGACCGAGGACCGGGUCGACUAUUUCUUGGAUGCCUUCCAGGUUUCACUCGACAAAUUUCACACGAAGGCUCAAGAAGUUUUCUGGCCGAUCGAAUCCACCAAACAGGAUCCGCCAACGAUCGUGAAGCAGCAGCAAGAACAGACCAUUGUCUAUGCUGCUAGUAUCCGCCAGCCCAAACUCCAUUCAAAUGUCAAUGACGGCUGUCUGCUGCAUCAGGGCUUCCUUUGGAAACGGAAUGGCUCUUCAGAGACCCGCUUUUGGGCUCUUCUAUUCACCGAUUCCCUGCUGUUCACUCACGUGAACAAUGGCGUUCAUUUCGUCGAAGAAGAGCCGAUCCUGCUGUGCAACAUGGUCCGAUUACUCGCCGCCGAGAACCAGUUGAAUCCGGUUUUCCGCUUGGUCUACCGAGCAAGCGACAAGGCCCGCAUCGGAAAAGUUUCUAUCCAUCUCGGCUGCUCUGUCGUCACGAUGCGAGCUAAAGAUCGGACGCAAAAGCUCACCUGGGUCGAUCUUAUCCGCCGUCAAAUGGAUGAAUUUCAAAAUCGGGAGCACUGCUGGAACACGGCCAGCUUGUGCGAUAAGGAAGGAAGGGGCGAAGCAGAAGGACAACAGCUGAGGCGAGGCAGCAACAACAAUAGCAGCGGCCGAAGCCUACGAGGGAGUGGCAUCGCUAUUUUACGUCGAGUUCAUCGCUGUCUGUCGUCGGGCGCCAUCCCCAUCCCGGCGUCAAUGCCAAUUGCGACGCCGACGUCCCUCUCCUUGCAACCCACCACCGCCGCCGGACCGGCCUUCUACCAGAGCUAUUCUUGCGAUGAUCUCUACUUAGCGUCCGACUUGACACCUGGCAGGAAUUUUUCCAGCUCGAGCGAACCCAUAGCCGAGCAACAGUGCGAAACUCCCACCCCAUCGGCCGAAGAAGACGGACGGGAACAACAGCCGGAUCAGGAAGCUGCUGCUGAUGCUGAUGAGCUUGUCUUCGAGGGAAUUAACCUUGACAAUCCAGCAGCCAGCACGGAGACGGACUGGGAUAGUGACGUAAGUAUCGAAUCAAUUAACUUGAAUGUGGAGCCGGUCAAGGAGCAAGAGGAGCCACAAAGUUGUGCCGAUCGUUUACAACAACGGUUGUUUCGAUGCGUCAAUCUCAACGGACCAAAGGACAAAAUCGACCGUGCUGCCGUCAAGAAAAAUAGCAGCGGCGGUGGCGUCGGCGUCGAUCCGUGCUCGGCGGGAGGGGGACACGAUCCAGGUCGACCGGGUGCCGUUACCCAACCGAGUUCAGUUCCUCGUGUGCCGCAAAGCGCUACAGACCCCAUUCAAAUCAGCUGGACUGCCCGUCUCUGUUGCUCAUUUUUCGAUUUCAAACCGACCCAAACAUCAGAGAUUGCAUCUGCCACUAUCUGUUUGGAGGAAACUGAAGGACAAAGCCAACCGGAUAGGGAUCGCGUUCGUUCUCCGAAAGUCAACACAUUCCAAUCAGUACUGGGUACCAUAUCAGAAGACGACGCUGGCGUUGAGAGUUGCAGAAUGCGACAGUUCCAGUCUUCCAUGAACACGGAUGAGCGGCAUGCUCUACACAGCACAGGUGACAGCACGGAAACGAGUCCAAGUUGGGCGUCAGCGACGUCCAGCGCCAUGGAAACUCCCAACGGAGUCGACCAACCGCUCGCCUUUGAUUUCAGCCGAAAAUGUGAAUUGAAUCCUGACGGGCGCCAGCAACUCGUUCUGCCCAAAUGCAGGGUUGCCGCAUCCAGUCGAUCCAACUCCGCUACAAGAGCCCCCGGUGGCUCCACUCCGGUAUCAUAUAGCAUGCCGACAACUCCGGAAAUGUCUGAAACGUCGCCUUCACCUCGCCAAGUUUCGGCCGGAUUCUUUCGCUUCCCGUUCGUUGGCAAUAAUGCCAGUCCGCGCCGAUUCAGAAGUCGAGCAAUGUCUGCUGAAAGUAAUUCGGAAGAUAUCGGUCCGUCGGUUGUAGUGGUCGGAGGUUCAUCUUCCCCUCCAUCUGACGGCUUCGCGCAUCACCACCACCAAUCUGCUCACGAACAUCCGGAUCCGUCGCUACCGGUGCAGGCGAUCCAGCAGACGGACAAGAGGCUCCGUUUCCCUCGUUUCCUUCGCCGCACGCACAGCGCCUCGGCCACCACGGAAGCAGCUCCGCCCUACGCCCUUUUCCUGCGCACCAAACGGUCGGUGAGCAAAACCCGUUCGGCUGACUUAACCGUUUCUGCUGGUCCUAACGAAGUUUUCAGCAGUAGCGUCGACGAUGCGUCGUCUGGGGCCAUAGCCAGCAGGAGAACUCGACUAUCCGAAAUGCGACUUCGCCUAGGAUUUCUACGCCGGAGGAGUACGGAAUCCUCGUUAUCGGCUCGACCGCCGCCGGAAGAGGCUCAAAAAUGGGCGGAAUCAUUCUCGGCCCUAAUGGCAUCAAAAUAUGGAGCCGCCCUUUACCGCGCCUUUUUACUCCGUGAAUUCAGCAACGAGAACCUGGAAUUCUGGCUGGCCUGCGAAGAGUACAAGAACUCCAAACCGCAGAAGCUUUCCGCCAGAGCCCAAAAGAUCUACAAUGACUUCGUGGCCGUCCAAGCAACCAAAGAAGUCAAUUUGGAUGCCGAGACGAGACUCAUCACCCUGACCAAUGUCCAGUCAAAUAAUCCAGACUUGCACGCGUUCGACCGCGCCCAGCGACGAAUCCAGCACAUGAUGGAGCGCGACUCUUAUUUGCGUUUCCUCCAGUCGGAACUUUAUCUUGAACUCGUCCACCCGGAACGCUAUCCAGCGUCGGCAUCUUCCGUCGACGUUUCCGACAAGUCAUCGUCAGCUCCGUGAAAAAAACAAACCCAGAAAACAAAAAAAAAAAAACAAAAAAAAAAAAAACCGGGAACCAAAACAAACAUACGGAACGCUUUAGAGGCUAUACGAUGGAAACUUUCGGAGCCGAUGCAAGAAAAAAGAAAAAAAGGAAAUUGGAUUUUUUUUUCUGUCUUUCGGGUUUCGCCACUUUGACGUCGUCGUCCGUCACGUUCUAUUUUGGAAUCGUAUCUUCUCACGACAGAGCUGUACUGUGAUAUUACUGCUCCCCCCUCACCCAACCCGAUUUUGUUGUUGUUGUUGUUUAUCCUUUUUUUUCUUUUCGUGUAUUUCAUGGUUCUCUCUCUUUUCAUUUCUCCUCUCACACAUAUUUAUUUACUGGAAAGGAAAACACAGCGCGGUGUCCGGUAAUGUACAUAAAAGACAGACAUAUUAUGGCAGUUUUCCUCUUUGACCGCCGCUGCCCCGACCCUAAAAGAAAAUUCCCCUUUGACCAAAGGGGGGAAAAACCAAAAACCUUCGGCCAACAAAGUUUUCUUUUUUUAAAUUUUAAUUAUUAUUAUUCAAAAUUUUUGGUCUUCUCAAAAACACCACUUGCGAAAGAUUUCUCUUUCUAAAAAAAGAAAAAUCUAUAUUACAUCCGCAAGUGAAAAAAGACACACGGAGAAAGUGCGGGGGAAAAAAUAGGGAAAAGAAAAAAUCGAUUGAAAAAAAAAAAGAAAAAGAGUCCGGAUUUCCGGAUAGAUCUCCUGUUUUCGUCACUUGAACGCCGACUCUAUCUCUCGCUCCCGAUUUUUGUUUUCUAAAAACCGAUUGAGCUCUCUCCCCUCCCUUCCCUCUCUCUCUCUCCUAUUGUGCUGCAGCUCCUGGAGUGGGUAGCGUCCGGUGACGUCACUUGAGCACCAUACGCAGUGCUGCCGUGUCGCGUGUGCUGUUAUACUGCAUCCGUCUUUUACCAUAUGACAUAAUAUCAAAUGCUUUUGCUUUUGUAUUAUAACCAUAUAAUUUGUGUCCGGUCGUCGAAUGAAUUUUUAUAGGGCACCAUUCCGCGAUGUCGUUAUAACUAGUCGUCUCUCUCUCUCACUACCAGCCAACCAAAACAUCAUUUUCUCGCCAAUAUCUCUCUCUCUUUUGUCUUUAUUUAUUCAUUGAUGAUACAAAAGAGAAGUGGAUAUAAUUUCAUGUUAAUUAAUUAUCACCUCCCCCCAGUUCUAAACUAUGUUAGCAUAUAACUAUAUAUAACUCUGAUGUGUCUUCUUUUUUGGCUCUCUUUUUUCGUUUUUUCUAGUCUGAUGAAAUGUGUUUUGUUUUUCUACCACAAUUUGAUACGGAAAACGAUACACUGGAUCCCCUUGAUCGGUUUAUUCGUGGCAUUUGAUACAUAUGAUUCGAAAAAACAAAUGAAUAAAUAUAUCUAUUAUAAAUGCA